AUGCCACUACCAUUCCUAGACUUAGAAAAUCGGGGGAGAAUCUAUCCGUCUUUCUCUGUCUUUUCUUUUUCUAUCUUCUUUUUUCUUUUUUUUAUCUAUCAUAUUUACGUCUUCUUUAUUUCUCUCGUUUUAAUAAAGAAAAAGAAAUAUCUAUCAAACAUUCUGCCUGUUCUAUUCAUCUAUCUAUCUAUCAAUCACAUCUAUCAUCUAUCUCUGUUCAUUAUCUAUCUAUCUAUCUAUCAAUCACACUCUAUCUUCACUAUCUAUCUAUCUAUCUAUCUAUCAUUAUCUAUCUAUCUCAGCCUGUUCAUUUUUUAUUCAGCCUGUUCACAUUAUCUAUCUAUCUAUCUAUCUAUCUAUCUAUCUAUCUAUCUAUCUAUCUAUCUAUCUAUCUCAGCCCGUUCAUUAUCUAUCUAUCUCAGCCUGUUCGCAUUCAUCUAUCUAUCUAUCUAUCUAUCUAUCUAUCUAUCUAUCUAUCUAUCACAUUCUAUUAAUAUCUAUCUAUCUAUCUAUCUAUCUAUCUAUCUAUCUAUCUAUCUAUCUCAGCCUGUUCAUUAUCUAUCUAUCUAUCUAUCUAUCUAUCUAUCUAUCUAUCUAUCUAUCUAUCUAUCUAUCUAUCUCACAUUGAAAUCCCUUUUAAAUGCCGAUGUUCUGCCUUUACCUAUCUAUCUAUCUAUCUAUCUAUAUCUGACAGUCUGCUUAUCUAUCUAUCUAUCUAUCUAUCUAUCUAUGGGAGUCUGCUUAUCUAUCUAUCUAUCUAUCUAUAUCUGGCAGUCUGCUUAUCUAUCUAUCUAUCUAUCUAUCUAUCUAUCUAUCUAUCUAUAUCUGGCAGUCUGCUUAUCUAUCUAUCUAUCUAUGGCAGUCUGCUUAUCUAUCUAUCUAUCUAUCUAUCUAUCUAUCUAUCUAUCUAUCUCCUAUGCUUAUCUAUCUAUCAAUCUAUCUAUCUAUGUUUCUAUCUAUGUUCAUAUCUAUCUAUCUAUCUUUCUCAAUUUAUUCAUAUCCAUGUAUAUAUCUAUAAAAACCUUUUCGUUAUCUCUGUCUAUUCAUAUCUAUCUAUCUAUCUAUCUAUCUAUGGCAGUUUUCCUUCCUUCCUUCCUUCCUUCCUUCCUUCCUUCCUUUCAGCCUGCUUAUCUAUCUAUCUAUCUAUGUCUUCUUUCCACCUCUGUCUUUCCAUCUCUCUCUCUCUCUUUCCAACACACACUCUCACUCUUUUCACCUCUCCCCCUUUCCCUCUCUUUUCACUCUCUUUCCACCUCUCUAUUUCCACCUCUCUCUCAUUCUACCUCUCUCUUUCCACCUUUCCGACUCUCUCUCUCUCUCUUUCCAACACAAGCUCUCUCUUUUCCCCACACCCCUUUCCCUCUCUUUUCACUCUCUUCCCACCUCUCUUUUACCAACUCUCUCUUACCACCUCUCUCUUUCCAUCUUACUCUUUCCACCUCUCUGUGA
Acanthosepion pharaonis is the source of this 1449-nucleotide messenger RNA. The record is from the annotation of a GenBank genome assembly. NCBI's taxonomy places the organism in Eukaryota, Metazoa, Mollusca, Cephalopoda, Sepiida, Sepiidae.